AUGGAGGUAGAAAGUAGGAGCGAAAAACAAUCUGACCAUCAAAUUACUCAGCAUGUUUUGCAGCAGCGCAAGGAUGCGGGUGUGUCCAACGUCGAGGUUUAUGCGCAUCAGUAUAAUAAUGCUGUGUACAGAACCAUGCUGUUCUUCUCCAUUUUCUUAGUGGCCUACGCAUACGGUCUGGAUGGUACGGUCAGAUACACUUUCCAAUCAUACGCUACUUCUUCCUAUGCAGAACACUCUUUGCUGGCCACGGUUAACUGUAUCAAGUCUGUGAUUGCAGCGGCGGGCCAAAUUUGGUUUGCCCGUGCAUCUGACAUUUUUGGCAGAGUCGAGAUACUCGCCGUAUCCGUGGUUUUCUACAUUAUCGGAACCAUUGUUGAAAGUCAAGCAGUCAACGUUACGAAGUUUGCUGUAGGCGCGUGCUUUUACCAGUUGGGCUAUACCGGUAUUGUGCUUAUUCUCGAGGUCAUCGCCGCAGAUUUCUCGAACUUGAAUUGGCGGCUUGUGGCCGCUUUCGUCCCCGCCCUGCCAUUCAUCAUCAACACUUGGAUUUCGGGGGAUGUAGUGACAGCAGUGGGCAUGAACUGGAAGUGGGGUAUUGGUAUGUGGGCUUUCAUCUUGCCGUUAGCCUGUAUCCCGCUUUUUGGUUGCAUGAUACACAUGCGGUACCUGGCGAACAAGAACGCUAAAGAUCAGCUGCAAACCGAGAUUAAGCUUUACAAGCACAUGAAGUGGUCUGACUACUUUAUAGACAUCUUUUUCUGGAGGUUCGAUAUUUUGGGACUCUUAUUGCUAGUUGCCGUUUUUGGAUGUAUCUUGGUUCCGCUCACCAUAGCUCAGGGUUUGAAAGAUCAAUGGAGAGCAGCGCACAUUAUUGUGCCAGAAGUCAUUGGAUGGUGCUUGGCCCUGCCUCUAUUUCUUUUAUGGGAAAUUAAGUUUGCUAAGCAUCCCUUGGCACCAUGGAAACUGGUUAAAGACAGAGGUAUAUUCUCGGCUUUGUUUAUUGCAUUCCACAUUAAUUUUAUCUGGUACAUGCAAGGUGAUUACAUGUAUCCGGUGCUGUUGGUUGCAGUAAACGAAAGUAUGAAGUCUGCAACUAGAAUCACCUCACUUUACUCCUUCGUAUCAGUUAUUACUGGUUUCAUAUUAGGGUUUGUCAUUGUCUUUGCAAGAAAGACAAAAAAGUUUAUUUUGUUCGGUGUUGGUUGCUGGUUUAUUUCGUUCGGUCUACUAGUCCAUUAUCGUGGGGAUUCCUCCUCUCAUGCUGGUAUUAUUGGAUCUUUGUGUUUGCUCGGUUUCGGUGCUGGUUUCUUCACUUAUACAACGCAGGUAUCCAUCCAAGCCUCGGCGAAGACCCAUCAGGAGCUAGCUGUUGUUACUGCGUCAUACUUGGCUACCUAUAAUAUCGGGUCUGCUGUAGGUUCAGCAGUAUCAGGUGCCAUUUGGACUAAUGUUCUACCAAAAGAAUUGCGUAAGAGAAUAUCCGAUAGUGACGUUGUUGCUGCUGCUUAUUCUUCUCCUUACACCUUUAUUGUGGAUUAUGCCUGGGGCACCCCUAACAGACAAGCCGUGGUCAAAUCUUAUCAAGUUGUUCAGAAGUUAUUAUGUAUAGUUGGGCUAUGUUUCUGCACAACGUUACUAGCUUCUGCGUUCCUGUUGAGAGACCAUACGUUGAAAAGUGCAGUUGCUCUCGAAGAGUCGAACGCUUCAACGUCCAGCGAUGCUCAAGAAACAGACGAGUCUCAUGAGGAAGAGAUACUCGAAGAAAGAAAAUGA
Lachancea nothofagi CBS 11611 is the source of this 1776-nucleotide messenger RNA. Lineage: Eukaryota; Fungi; Ascomycota; Saccharomycetes; Saccharomycetales; Saccharomycetaceae. The record is from the annotation of a GenBank genome assembly.